Messenger RNA from Dentiscutata erythropus, 858 nucleotides. The record is from the annotation of a GenBank genome assembly. Lineage: Eukaryota; Fungi; Glomeromycota; Glomeromycetes; Diversisporales; Gigasporaceae.
AUGAAUCAUCAUUCUAAUUCGAAACUUCCCUUUACUAUUCAGCAACUUGCUUCUUUGUACACUACAAACGAUUCCACAGUUAAUCUAUUUAAUUGUCCAAAUCUCUUGCCUACUGAACAAUCGAAUCCUCAAAUUCAAAUAUCUGAAGUUGAGACGUUUUCUACAUUAGAAAAUCCAAACGCGGUCAAAGGAAAACACUUGAAGAAGUAUCAGCAGCAUUAUCUUACACCCACACCCUAUAACUAUUCGGGUUACUGGUCAUCCGAAGAUGAUACAGGUUAUUAUUCUGAUUCACAUUUAAUGUCAAUUGAUCCAGUAACUCCGCUUGAUGAUGAUAAUGGCUAUCUCUCUGACUCACUAUUAUGGAGUCAAACUUUGAAUUCUCAAUCAACAUCGACAUCCCCUUCUCCUUCAGUUCUUUCAGCAUCAUAUGAUGAUAAUGUAUUUUUCCCUAAUCAAUAUAAUGAAUGGGAUGGACAUAUUUCAGACUCUCAAAUUAAUGAUGGUUACUUGUCUGAAUCUUCGAUGUCUUCACCACAGCAGACGCUUUAUCAACAUACCAAUGGCCUAUAUAUUAAUACAAUCGAUCAAUUUGCACUUAAUCCUCAGUUUGCGCGUUCUCUUACACGAAAGCCUAAAAAAAAUGUAACAUCAGCAUGUUUAAAUUGUAAAAAUUCACAUGCAAAGUGUGAUAUUCAACGUCCUUGCAGAAGGUGCAGAGAAAAAUGUAUGACAUGCGGUCCUACUCAAAAUAGAAGACGAGGUAGAAAACCACGUCAAGGCUCUACACCUUCAACACCCGAGCCAACAUCACCCAUUUCACCAUCAUGUCAAAGCACUGCGCAAAAACCCUUUUAG